UGUGCAAGGUGGUACAGCACCCUCUCUCCCUUUCUUCAUUCCUGAUUCAUUCAGGUCCUCCUGCAAAAGAUCUACCAGAUCCACGAACAUGAACGAUGAAGAAAAUAACACCGUCUAUGACACAGUCCAAAAGGAAGGGCUGCAUGAGCUUUCAGACCAGCCAGAAGAGGAUGAAGUUCCUCUUUAUGAUAACAUCCACGGAGGCCUGCCAGAAAGCAAUGUCUAUGCCACUGAUCUGGAAACCCAUGAAUAUGACUCUGUUUAUGUGACUGGAGGUGAGGAGAAGGGCUUGACCUCUUCCCAGCCAGAAGCAGCUGGAUACCUCCUGCCUGAUGAGGAUCUUGCCCAGGAUCUUCACCCAAAGGAGCAGCAGGAAGACCAGGGCAUCUCAAUGGAAGAGUUACUCUCACCCACCCAAGACCAGGAGCCUGGCCCGGAGACACCCCAGAAGGAUGGAGACAGGAAGACGGGACACUGGCUUUCCCCCCAAAACUUCACCAUCCAGCAGAGCAGGGCCUUCUUCACCAGCAAUUCUGCUGCUGAUGGCUUGGAAGCAAACAACCCAGCUUCCACACACCCUGAGAUCAGCCUGUUUGUGAAGGCUGGAAUUGAUGGGGAAAGCAUUGGCAACUGUCCCUUCUCUCAGCGUCUCUUUAUGAUACUCUGGCUGAAAGGCGUUGUGUUCAAUGUCACCACUGUGGAUCUGAAAAGAAAGCCGGCCGACCUGCACAACCUUGCCCCUGGCACCCAUCCGCCCUUCCUGACCUUCAACGGGGAUGUGAAGACAGAUGUCAAUAAGAUUGAGGAAUUCCUGGAGGAGACUUUGGCUCCUGAAAAGUACCCUAAACUGGCUGCGACACACCGGGAGUCCAACACGGCCGGCAUCGACAUCUUCUCUAAGUUCUCCGCCUACAUCAAAAACACAAAGCAGCAGAACAACGCCGCCCUUGAGAGAGGCCUGACCAAGGCACUGAAGAAACUGGACGAUUACCUGAACAACCCUCUCCCAGAGGAGAUCGACGCCAACACUUGUGGAGACGAAGACAAGAGGUCCCGACGCAAAUUCCUAGAUGGAGAUGAACUGACCCUGGCCGACUGCAAUCUGUUGCCCAAACUCCAUGUGGUCAAGAUUGUGGCCAAGAAGUACCGGAACUAUGACUUCCCGGCCGAGAUGACGGGCCUGUGGCGGUACCUGAAGAACGCCUAUGCGCGGGAUGAGUUCACCAACACCUGCGCUGCUGACCAGGAGAUCGAGUCUGCCUAUGCCGACGUCGCCAAGCGCCUCAGCCGGUCCUGAGCUCGGCCGCCUCGCCCUGCCACUGGUAGCACAAGGACUCCGCUUCUCCCAAACCAACUCCAGCCUCACUGACUCCCCUUCCGCAUUGCCUCGGGAAACAUCGUUUGGUCGCCGGCCACCUCUUGCUGGCCCCAUGGACUCUAGCCAGCUAUCUCUUAGGAAGGUCCCAGCCUACCCCAUCUGAUCCCGCCAGCAUCUGCAGGCGGCAGUGAUAGACACCCUCAAGCUCUCAGCCUUUGGGCCUGCUCCGGCUUUCAGUGUGUUUGGGGUCAGCCCUGGAGAACCUGCCUAGGGGACUGUCCCUGGCCUCUCUGCCAAUACCAGAUUCGCUGCUUGGCUGCAGUAGCAACAUGCAACCCUGUGUCUCCUUCCCCCUCCUUGUUGGCAACUCCUUGGCCAAGGACAGAUGCCAUCAAAGAUCUUACUAGAAAGAGAGCCACCCCAUUUGGGGGAGACAGAGAGAGUGAAAGGAGGACAGGCAGGCUGUGGAUUGGGCGGCUGGCACACACACCUUCAGUCCCUCUCUGCUUUCUGACGCUCCGGUCACACAGGGCACUGAGGACCAGACUGUAACACCAUUUCAGACUGUCUCUGUAGGCUGCAGGGUGAGAAGGUCAUGAUGCUCUCAUGUAUCUGGGGGACACCCACCUCUGUGCUAUGCUGUCCAGGCCUUUUGAGAAAGCGAAGUUGGCAUGCAGUCGCAAACCAGGGUGUCUGGGAAGGAGAGGGGGAACAGUGUCGAUGCCAAAAGGCCCACGGGGUCUAUUAGCCAUGGGUUUGCUUGCUUAGCGGUAGUUUUGUUGGAGGUGACAUGCCCAGGUUUGACAGAUCCACGAGUGAAUUUCAUUCUGUGAGAAAGCAGAGGGAAGGUGGGGGGCAGGGGGCGGGGGGGCGGGUGAAGAUAGAGAAGUUCUUUAUGAGGCUCAAGGUUCCCUGGGAAUCUUUCACACAGGUCUUCUUUCUCAUGAUCUCACAAAUUCUUGAACUGCUGAUGUCAUGUCACUACCAACCAAGAAUUGGCCAAAACUGACUUUCCAGUCUCUUCAAGUGGUUCCCAAAUGUGGGUCUGCCAGCCCGGUGGGGCUCCUGGCUGAGCUGGCUACAGCCUCUGAUGGGUAAGAGAUGGCAUGAUCAUGGAACACCUUAGGAAGAAAGUCCAUGGGCCUUUCUGACUGGGAAACCAUGUGGCUUGAACUUGAAGAAAAGUAGAUGCCCCUGCUGUCUGACUCACCUGCCAGAUGAAAAAGGAACUUUUUAAAGCUAAUAUUUCUCUCCUCAGUUGCUUUCCUUCAGUUUUACCUCCUUCAAAGCUCAUCUGGCUUGAGCCUAGGGAACCUGUGCAGAGGGAACUAAGAAAAAUGAGUUAAUCAUCAGCCCUCUGUCCUAGUGGUGGCCUGUGAGAACAACCAGACAUCAUAGACCGUCACCUUCAGCAGCUCUCCCAUCCGGGUUGCUGAGGUUCCCGAGUGCCAAAAAGCCCCGGGACAUGGCUUGUUGCUCAGGAAUGUCAGGCAACAACGGUUCUUCCAUAGAAACAUUGGCACAUCGUUGGCCCAGCCACCCCCAGACAGAACUUUGUCUUCAGGGAUCUCUGAAGAGAUCACGUGGCCAUGAUCUUAGCAGAGGGGAGGAAGCAAGAGCCCCUUGAGCCCAGUGAGGAAGAGGAAAUUUCUCAGUAGGAUGUUUUAUUAGCCUGAGAGCUUUGCAAGGGCAAGAGGCAUUGAUUCAUUCCUUCCUCUAAAGAAACCUUCCCAGGGAUUCCCUGGGAAUGGAGUCCCUAGACAUGUUUCAAAAAGAACAUGGUGAGGAAACAGUUCUUUUUACUGUAGGGAAAAGCCCCAAACUGGCCUCUUGGGAGAUGAAGUCUGGAAUGAUCCCAGAGGACUUUUAAUUAGUGUAAAUCCUGUUGUCCUCAGAAACCCUGACCUGACUUUAGCAACACAGUCACAGUGACCUAAGAGGCAGUUUACUUUCCAGAGACCCGCGGUGGUGCUGUUCUAGAAGCACAGCGGUGUAGCAAAGGCAGUGGGACAGAAAACAGGCUUCCAGAUGGCACAGCUCCCGGCUAGGGGUUGUCUGAUACUAAUGACUGAUUUGAGAGUCAGAAUUCAGCCAUGGGCUGGUCUUAAAGUCUUUAAAAACAAAGAAGCCAAACUGAAUCAAUAUUGUUUCUAGAUGUUCCUUCUGUGGUUUACUUAGUUUUGCAUAAAUAACGAUAUUAAGGCACCAGUGGGGGGAGGCAGUUAAAUGAUCAGUUAUAACCACGGAAAACGGGGGACGGAGUUAGAGAUGGAAAGCACUUUUGAGUACUUAAUUCAAGAAUAUCUUUUGAUUUCAAUUUAAGAUUAUGACAUAAUACAACCGACUCUUGACUGAAAGCUUUAAUGUCUUAUGACCAGAUUUAGCAGAAUAUUUAAACAAUAAUAUUACCUUCUGAUUAUUUUUCCCAAAAGAGAUUUUCUUCUCUAGAUCCUUCAGCCUCCCUGGGUUUUGGCCACAACCCUGUCACAUAUACAGCAAAUCAUCUUCAGGCCUCAGUAUGAUGAGGUCCUUAAGCGACUCCAGAACCUGCUCAGAGAGUCCUGAAGGUUUGGUCUUCAUCCAGAGUAACCCUAUCUUUGGUCGUGAAUGAGUGUUGAUCCCUCAGAAAGCAUUUCAGUGGCAUUAGAAAGGGUUUGGGUUGAGAUCUUAUUUUAUUUUGGUUUUAUUUUUCUCCUUUGACUUUCAUGUCACUCUUUUAUUUUAUUUUUGUGGAAUAGCAUAGUGGGAGGCAAAGGCAGAAAGAAGAAUCAAACUCAGAAUGACUGUGUUGAAUUUACCCAUCUAUCAGAUUGGGCUACCUCUCAGGUUGGCCCUGAGAAGGUAUUGGGUAAGAUUUUAAUAACCUUAUGUGAUGAGCUGGAUAAUAAAAGCUUGAGUGUUCUAGAGCA
Molecule: messenger RNA, 4227 nt
Organism: Lutra lutra (Eurasian river otter)
Lineage: Eukaryota; Metazoa; Chordata; Mammalia; Carnivora; Mustelidae
Gene: CLIC5
Product: chloride intracellular channel 5
Exons: 6
Coding region: 89-1297 (402 amino acids)
Source: RefSeq, a predicted model, not a curated record